AUGGACGCAACCUCCCGCAAUCGAGCUUCAGGUGCUGCAUCGUCCGCUGACCCCCCAGAGUCUUCUGGGAGUGUAAGGCAGAGAAUUCUACGGGAGUCGGCAAAUUCAGCCCGUGAAAGGAAACGUGCUGGAAAACCAUGGUCAUUGAAACCUCCACCUCCCGGCACUUCUGUAUGGGACAUUCGUCGAAACCUCGAAGAAGUCCCAAUUGUCCUGGCCAAGAGAAAGUAUCCACCGGCAUGGGACAGCCUUUCAGAAAGCGAAUGCAGAACCUAUCCUAGGCAAGAUCGACACAGCUGUCCCUCUACAUCUGAAAACGAUCCUAUAGUGGAAAAUUUACAACGACUAGAACGAUAUCAGAUGGACCCAGACGAUCCGGUGUGGAAAGGUCUAGAACGGAUGUGGAUUGAUGCGAAACAAAAGAAAGCCUCAGAGUCUCAAAACUAUGAGCCACCAGCAUGUUCGGGAAUUGAUGGAAUGGAUUUGCCGCCUUUGCUGCAGCCAGACACUUGUGUGAUCUCGCAAGAACAACUCGUGAAGGAAGUCAAAGGUAGAAUAUAUGCGGGACUCGUGAUGGUCGAAAAGAGAUGUGUCGAGAUCUGUGCCCAGCAGGCCCAGGUUUCUAACAGAUUAACCGAUGAACAAUGGCAGGCCCUUAUAGCUCUGCACCGAACGCUACUCCACGAACACCGCGAAUUUUUCCUGGCGUCUCAGCAUCCUUCGGCUUCCCCAGCUCUUCGAAACUUAGCACUCCAACAUGAUUUGCCAGGGCGGCUUUGGCGAAAUGGCAACAAGGCCCUUCUGGAGAUUUUGCGGCACCGAAUCCCAGAUCACUUGGAGAAUAUGAUUGCAUACAUCGACUUAUCAUUCGACAUGCUGACGGACCUCGACGCUGAAUUCCCAGAACUUGGGGAAAGUUGGGCCGACUGCAUGCAUGACCUCGAAACAUAUCGAGACUUCCUCAAGGGAAUUCGUGUCAGUGGCUCAAAUGACGACAAAGGACUUCGACCGAGUACUGUCGCACAACAGCGUCUAGAAGGAUACUGGGAGAAUGGGAAUUCAUUAGGCAGCAAUGAUCGUUCCUCGUAUGCCGCCUCCAGAGCAGCGCGGCAAGAUGGCCAACACUAUUUUCCGUUCUUGGGGAAAAGACAAUCUGUCAAUUGGCUGUUUGGAGCCUGCGAUAGCGACUUGAGCAAUGCAUUGAGCCAGCACUUACUACCGAGUGACAAUUUCGGAGAAUCAAUUGGUGAUGAGAUUAAUAUUCAAGAAGAGUUUGACUGCUGGUUUGGUGACUUGAACCCUAAUCUCUUCGACAAGAAAGGAAAGAACAAGUGGGUGUUACUGGGAUGGCUUCACUUUGGAAAGCGCAUUGCCAGGAGUUUCUGGUCGUACCGGCGGGUGUUCAAGGUUCUGCUAUUGAACGUUCUUCUGUGA
This is a messenger RNA of Fonsecaea multimorphosa CBS 102226, 1434 nucleotides long. RefSeq lists its product as uncharacterized. The record is from RefSeq and is a predicted model, not a curated record. Lineage: Eukaryota; Fungi; Ascomycota; Eurotiomycetes; Chaetothyriales; Herpotrichiellaceae. The coding region runs from base 1 to 1434 and encodes 477 amino acids. The transcript has 2 exons.